GCUAUUAUGUUCGUUGUACCGGAACGUGCAGAUCCUGGCCAUCUAGACGAAUGCAAAACACUUCAAAAUAGUUUGAUAAAGGAAAUACAUGUUGCCUUCCAAAGAAGAUGGAGACUAAUUGGACAUACUUUAAGACACGAGGAGCAACUACACCACAGAAUAUUGGAAGGACAAAUAGAAGCCAAGAUAGGCAGAGGACGUCCUAGAACAACGCGAAUCAAAAAAGUUAUUAAAGAUGCCGGACUGAGAACCUACAGGGAACUGAAGAGAACGGCCACUAACAGAGAAGAGUGGAGGGAGUAUGGAAGAAUGCUGUAUAAACCCCAACCUUAAGGGUUGGUUACUUAAAAUAGAAAUAAAAAUUUUAAAAACAAUGUUCUAUAUUAAAAUUACAAAUAAAAUAUAAUAUAUGAUGGUUUUUGAAUACUUUUAUGUUAAUAUUGUUAAGUUUUUUCUUGAUUGUUAUAAAUAAUAUUAUAAUGGCUAUGUCUGAGUUAUCUAUCUUUAAUAUAUAUAUAUAAGCUAAGUAGUUCUGCCUGAUUCAUAAUCAACGCACAGCCUAAACUAUGAUAGCUAUCGACUUGAAAUUUUCAGGGUGUGUUUAUAUCAUAGUCUUGGCGUGCACUAAGAAAGAAUUUUGAUUUCUGGAUUACUUUUUUUUUUUA
This is a messenger RNA of Adelges cooleyi (spruce gall adelgid), 665 nucleotides long. RefSeq lists its product as uncharacterized. The transcript is spliced from 4 exons. The coding region runs from base 7 to 333 and encodes 108 amino acids. Lineage: Eukaryota; Metazoa; Arthropoda; Insecta; Hemiptera; Adelgidae. The record is from RefSeq and is a predicted model, not a curated record.